Messenger RNA from Mytilus californianus (California mussel), 2739 nucleotides. Its product is annotated as baculoviral IAP repeat-containing protein 3-like. The record is from RefSeq and is a predicted model, not a curated record. Bases 287 to 1999 code for a protein of 570 amino acids. Gene Ontology annotation, cellular component: cytoplasm; nucleus. Lineage: Eukaryota; Metazoa; Mollusca; Bivalvia; Mytilida; Mytilidae. Gene Ontology annotation, biological process: regulation of cell cycle; positive regulation of protein ubiquitination; negative regulation of apoptotic process. The transcript has 5 exons. Gene Ontology annotation, molecular function: ubiquitin protein ligase activity; cysteine-type endopeptidase inhibitor activity involved in apoptotic process.
AACAUGUUUACUUUUAAAGAAAAUCGAGUAUAUUGUAGAAUGUUUUUGAAUACACCGUAUACGGAUGAAAAUGCAAAUAUAUGUUUUUCUCAAUGGGAAAAGUUUAUUUUUGACUGAUCGUGAAAGAUGAAGUGAAUGGGAAUGACGAACACUACGUACAUGUACAAUUCUUUAUAACGCUGCUUCAGAAGUGCUCAAUUUGUAGUCUUUUUGGCGUAUUAUUGGUUGGAAGUGAUUUUAAAGCAUUCAAAAUUUAAAUGUCAAGAUAUGUCAAAAACAAAAUUAUAUGGAAAUCUGGACUUUUAAAGACGUUGCUUAUCCAUUUAUAAGAAUGUUACAACAGCAUGGCUUCCAGGAAUGUACAUUCUUUCCCCCAGACGACAGCUCAGUUUGCAAAAAUGACACAAAAUCAUUAAGAGAUCCAAUGGAAUAUGAAGGCAAAAGAUUGUCAACUUUCGCAACAUUUCCAGAUAUUCCUGGUCUUUAUGCAACCAAACUUGCAGGAGCUGGUUUCUAUUUUUUACAAAAAGACGACGAGGUUUGCUGCUUUAAAUGCAGAAUUACAUAUAAAAAUUGGAACCCGCAUGAUUCGCCUAUAAAGAUUCACCAACAAAUUUCUCCGCUUUGUGAUUUUAUCAAACAUGUCGCCUCUAAAUACAUUGAACAUUCACAACAUAUAUCAGAAAGUAUAGCAAACAAUGGUACAUGUGAUAUUUCUUACGUAAGAACUGAAUGUGAUCAAACAUCGCACGACAAAAAUAAACUGCCGGUUAAUAGUAACAAUCCUCAACAGAGCUUACAUAUACUCAAUGGUGGAACAGUUUCUCAAAGAAUUCAGGCAAACUCAAUUAAUCAAAAUUCAAAUAACUUCAGAUGGAAUGUUCCAAAUACUUAUGGUGGACGUGUUCCAACUAAUCCUUGUCUUGUAAAUCAAAGUCUAAACAAUACUACAGACAAUGUUUCUAACACUGAUAUUACCAGGACAGAAUCUUACCAAAUAUCCAACAAUUACUCAACUAAUGAUACUAACAGCUUGAUUCCAAUUUCACACACUGAUUUAGAGACUUUAAAUAGAAAUGCAAGCACACCAAACAACCAAUAUUCAGGUCAAAUAACUACCACUGAUAGAUCUAGCAAAGCACCAGUUAAACAACCGAUGAUGGGGAUAUGUGUUGAUAACCCAAAGUAUCCAAAAUACGCGAUCAGAGGAUCUAGACUGGACUCGUUUAAAUAUUGGCCAACAUAUUUGACACAGUCACCAGACGAAAUGGCAACCGCUGGAUUCUUUUUCACAGGUAAUGAUGAUCAUUGUCGCUGCUUUUUCUGUGGAGGAGGAUUAAAAAACUGGGAACCAGGAGAUGAGCCUUGGGUAGAACAUGCUCGCUGGUACCAGAAGUGUGAUUUUGUUCGACAAUGUAAAGGCGAUAGUUUUAUAGGAGAUGUUCAAACAAACAAAUAUAUGCCGACUGAAAUUGUGAAAAAGAGUAAGCUUCCAAGUUCAAAAAGGCCAUUGGGUGAAUUUAAGAACAUUCCUGCAGUUAGAUCUGUAACAGAGUUUGGAUAUGAUGAAAAGUUAGUUAAAGAAGCUUACGAAACCCUUCAAAAAGCAGGAAAAUCAGAUAUCACGAUUACCGGGCUCCUUGAAGCUGUUUUCAAUUUAGAGGAAAAUUCGAAACAUACCCAAGAAAAUUCAAAUUAUAACCAACAGCAAAUGGAAAACUCGCAAUCAGCAAUAGAAUCUGCUAAAAGUAUAGCAAAGCAAAUUACAAACGAAACAACAAGCGAUUCAGAGCCAGAAUUGUCAGUGAGAAGUCUUGAAGAAGAAAAUCAGAACUUGAAAGAUCAGCAGACUUGUAAAAUAUGCUUGGACGAACCAAUUGCAAUUGUGUUUCUUCCUUGUGGUCAUUUAGCUGCUUGUGGUAGAUGUGCGCCUGCGCUGAGAAGAUGUCCAAUAUGUAGAGCAUUCAUCAAAGGAUCAGUAAAAGCCAUAAUGUGCUAAUGUCUUUAAAAUGUAUAGAAAUGACAAAAAUUCACAAAAUAAAUCUUACAAUAUACAUGUAUACUGUAAGUUAUACAGUUAGCAAGAUCACGACGUAAACAAAUUUAAGACCAGUUCUGCGAGUUCUUCGUGACGCUUAGACUAUAUGAUGCAACGACUUGACUGUGUGGUGAGCAUUUUCCGUUUGGCUAUGCAGUAUGGAUCGAUACAAAGCAACGUACGAGAGAUGCAUACUAUAUUAGUUUACUGGUAAUAACACGCGUGUCGUUCCAGUACUAUAAUCAAUAAUACUUUUUUCGACACUAUUUUGUUAAAUACAACUUCCAAAUUUUGUGAUUAUAAAGGGCAUCAACCAAACUGUUUGGUGAAUAAAACGUGAAUGUCUGGACCGUCAUUGUUUUUUCAUCGGCUGAGAUCGACAUUGAGUGAGUUGUCGUUUUGUAUAAUCCGAAUAUAUUAUUUUCUCUAACCAAAAUUCAGAACAGAAGCUUGUUUUAUAUUUGAUUAAAGGACAAUUUCAACACGAAAGAUCGAAUUCCUUAUGAGUUUUGGUAGAAUGUGUUUGUAUAUAUAUUCGGUAUAAGAGUAACCGAAAUAGAUUUAAAUAUACCUCUAUUUGAUAUCAUUGUUGACUACAUACAUAAAUAUUAUGACAAAAAUAAACUAAUAUAUCAUGUACAUUGUAUUUAUUUUAAAAUUGUCUAUUUGAAACGAAAAGAUUGAAUAUUGCUUAUUACUAA